Molecule: messenger RNA, 1574 nt
Organism: Paramacrobiotus metropolitanus
Lineage: Eukaryota; Metazoa; Tardigrada; Eutardigrada; Parachela; Macrobiotidae
Exons: 2
Coding region: 129-833 (234 amino acids)
Source: RefSeq, a predicted model, not a curated record
CAACGCAUAGUUAGAUUCGACAAGUGCAGAACUUUCAGUUCUUGUUCCGUAUUAUUCCACAGUGCGGAUUGUUCAUAUUUUAUUUUUCAUUUUUCAGUAUCCUCAGGUUUUCAUUUAUACUUCUCAUUAUGCCGCGUCGUAUUAUUACGGGUCGAGCGAGACGUUUAGGCAUUGAAGCAUUAGAAGCGUAUGAUCGAGCGAAGGCAGAAUGUGAGCAAAUGUUAGCUGCUUCAAUGGUCUAUAUUCAGGCGACGGAAAACAUGGAUGAAGUUCGUCGUCAGAAUGAGGAAUGGGAUCGACAGUAUGCUCUUGAAGAACAAGUUGGUUCGAUUCUUGAUGUGAUCGAGGACGACGAGGAUAAGCAGCGAUGGAUUCGAUCAGUGAAGUUGCAUUUGAUGAAUAAUUCGUCGGGCACGUUGAUUAAGAAGAACCCUGACGAGCCGUGGUCCGCUCCUGAUACCUUCGAUGUCGAUGCAUACGACAAAUGGUCCGAAGGAUUGUAUGAGCAGUACGAGAAAGAGUCGUCUGAACCUGGAGAGCAGCAGCAGGAAGAGCCCGAGGAGCCAGUAGCUGAGCUUGUGGUUCGAGCUCCGUCCGAAGAGAUUCCGUAUCGCCCAGUCAUUCCAAUGGACGUCGACGAAGACAAGGAAGACGUGCAGCCGAAGUUUGUCUCCAUCAUUAGCCUGCAUAACUAUCCUCAUCCUGGACCUCCACCUCGCCAAUCCCAUGGACUUCCGGAUGCCGUCGACGCUAAGGAUCCUACACUAACAUUAACCGGAUCAGGCGUACAGUCAUUGGGCAUCGGAUGGACAUGCGCGGAUUGUGCAGGAUGAGAGAGGGGAUCAGGAUGGAGCAUGGAGCGCUACACAAUCCAGCGGGAUGGACUGGAUGGAUUUGUUUACGUUUGCGGGAGCAAAAAACCGUUUGUGGGGGUGACGUGUGGAGAGGAGUACGUACGAGGAUUCCACCGUACAUCCACUGACUGUCCGCCUUUACCUGCAACACGGAUAUCAGUUAAUCAGUUCUGUGAUUCGUUACUCAGUUAUGGCUUAGCGGUGUAUUUGAUGUUUACUUCUGCUAGUCUAUAAAUUCUCAUGUCGCCUCUAAUAUCGACAGCAGUCUUGGAUUUCAGAUUUCGAGACUACUUGCUUUUAACUUUCCUGUGUUGUGCAUAUGAUUGUGUGUUAGCGGAGUAAAGCAUCUUCUGUGAUUAUCGACGUUCGUAAUUUGUAUCGGAUUAUAGCGUGGUAAACACGGUAUGCUCGUACUGCGUCCGACCCGCAUAUGUAACGACCGGAAGUUAGGAGUAUCCAGCACAAUUGCUUAGGGAUUCCAGAUUCUUCGUGUUCCUGAUAAUUUCCUCCAUUUUCUACUGUAACAGUUGAUUUAAGAGUUUGCUCUACCGAUUGAGUCGUGGCAGGGAAGUGGUUAGUCUCUUACACUAAACCGUACAGAGUCUCUUCACACGACAAAUGUUAUGUUUCUGUUAAAUGUUGAGAGUAGUUUUUUUUAUUAAUGCUUUGAGUUUAUUAUGUUAGGAAAUAGGUGUACAGUACUCGUACUGUAAUUUGGCG